This is a messenger RNA of Dermacentor albipictus, 7980 nucleotides long. RefSeq names its product Brahma associated protein 170kD (gene Bap170). Lineage: Eukaryota; Metazoa; Arthropoda; Arachnida; Ixodida; Ixodidae. Gene Ontology annotation, biological process: regulation of DNA-templated transcription. The record is from RefSeq and is a predicted model, not a curated record. Gene Ontology annotation, cellular component: SWI/SNF superfamily-type complex. Gene Ontology annotation, molecular function: DNA binding.
CAGUGAGGGCGCAAAAGGGGGAGGGCCGAGGAGUAUGUAAUGACAUCGAUAGCUUUUUUUUUAUUGAAGCCGUUUUCUAACCUUGUGUCGUUUUGGGCUCCGGAGUGAUAGUGGUGGCUAUUUUUUUUUGCACGACGCGCGUUGCUGUGCUGGAUGUGCGGUGCUCGGGUCCCGGGAUGUGAUCGUGAGCGUGUCGGCGAACGAAAUUCGUGCGCGGUGCUGCGUGCGGAUCAGCGCUGGGAAAGUGUCGUCGGCGCAUUGGCGCGCCUCGGACGAGGCUUAGCUCCCAGUCGGCGGAGGGCCCCCGCAAAGGAACCCACACCCGAUGAACGUCAGGUGAGCUAGCUUGUGCGAGCGGCCGCCGCUGCGCGCGCCCUGAGGAGUCAUGGAAAAGCUUCACAAGGAGCCCGGGGACUACACCAAGGACUCCUCGUCGUUCACGCUCGAGCUGCAAAAGUUCCACGAAAGCCGCGGGAGCCCGUUCCGUCAUGCGCCCCGGAUAAACGGCCGCGAAGUGGAUCUUUUCGCCCUCUACAACAGCGUGACGGCGAUCGGCGGCUGGCAGAAGGUGAACGACCUACUCAAGUGGGAUUACAUUCUCGACAAACUCAACUUUCCCAAGGCGUGCGCCAAUGCAUCGCUGGCUCUGCGGCAGAUCUACGUCCGGUACCUCAGCGUGUUCGAGAAGGUGCACUUCCUUGGCGAAGAUGCGGACGAAGAGGCUGACCCCGGCUCGGAGUCUCGCAGUGGGCGCAAAAGCAAUGGUGCUGCGCUGGUCCAGGUGCCCAUGUACUACAACCGGGCACAGCACGACAUCCCUGAGAGCCAGCGGCUCGUCCUGGGCCUUGCGCCCUGCCCGGGCCCGUCGCCGGAGUACAGCAAGCUCUGCAUGUCCCUCCUGAGCGGCCUGCCCAAUGAGGAGGUGCUUACGCUCAACGUGUGCACCCUCCUCUCCAACGAGGGGCGGCACAGCCUCAAGAUGGACCGCAUGCCCCGGCUCAUCGACCUCCUGCUCGCACAGGCGGGGCUCUUCCCGGCGGAUGACCCGACGCUGCGGCCCAUGAUGCUGGAGAGCUGGCAGGGGGUAGAGGGCCGGCGGAUGGAGCGCUUCUGGGAGGACAAUUUAGACGCCGAGACAAUAGCCUUAUUUAAUAUCGGCAAAGGUAGCAAAGACGAAGAAGAUGAGCUUUUUAACUUAAAUUAUGAAGUAGGAACACGGAGUAUAGAAGGCCAAAGAGUGUUAAGGAUUGCACUUAUCUUCCACAACCUCUCGUUUGAAGAGCGCAAUGCUGUCAUUUUGGCAAAGAACCGGACGUUCAUCAGGUUUGUCAUGUUGUCGGCCCUGAGUCGUUGGUCUACAUUGCGCCAAGUGGCUCUGGACACGAUAGGCAACCUGGCUUCUAAGUUGGUGCUGUAUCCCGCCAUGGAGGAAGACGAGGAUGAAGUCUCUUCGCCUGACCACUGCUACGAGGACUUGGCAGGCGAGCGGCAGCGCUGGUCCUGCUCGCUACUGCGGCUCACCCGUGAGGGCAUCCAGUCGCAAGACCGCUACCUGGUCGUGCGCUGCCUAGACAUCAUGGCCCGCCUGUGCCGCCAGGAACGCAAUGCAGAGCCCCUGCUGUCAGCGCUGGACACGCCCCUGUGCCGCCGUGUUUUCGAGCUCCUCACUGUGCACGACCUGAUGCUUCUCAUUUAUGCGCUUGAGGCUCUCUACAUGCUCAGCGAGCUGGGCCGCGAUGCCUGCGAGCGCAUGCUCCUGGUCCACCGGUCCAUGGGGAUCCUGGUCAGCCUGCUCACCUUGGACCCCCUGGUCUACGGACCGCUUGCGCAGAAAGGCAUGAAGCUCAUUGAGACGGUCGACCCGCUCCUGCCUCCGCCGCAAGUUCCAACGACAGUGAACCCGACCGUCCCUCCGACCCCGCUGCCGAUGUCGGCGCCAUUAACACCUUCCAUGGUGGCCACUGGCAGUAGCGCGGGGCCAGGCAUGCUGGGAACACCGAGUGCACCAGGAGCUGUUUCGGGUGUGACGGGAACGACGGGGCCCGGACCGGGGGUGGGUCUGCCAGCAGGUGGCGCCGCUCCGGGCCUAGCAACAACUGCGGCUCCGCAGAGUGACCCGAUGGACACGGAGGCGUUUGCAGGGACGUGGGUGCGUGCCAUGUACGAGCCAGCUCCUCCAGGCUGCUCAGUGGCACGCAACGACAUCUACGCGGAGUAUGUGACGUUUUGCAGCAAGGCAGGGCGGAAGAGUGUCAUCAGUGCAUCAACAUUUGCCAGCUGCGUCAAGGCGGUGUACACACAGACAGGCAUCCGGCGGGUGGACGGUGCGAACGGCGUAGUGAGCUUUCAUCACGACGGCCUCCGCAAGCGGCUCAACCCAUUACCGGUGCCCAUUCAAGUGACCAGCUGCCUCAGCAUCAGCACACAAGCUGCGGCCACGACACUGCGCACACCGCUAGCAAGUGGUGGCACGGCGUCUAGCCACAGCCCGAUCCUGAAGGCUCAGCUGUCAGCACCGCUUCGCGCUCUGACUCCACCAGGGAACCAGGCUUCCCCGCCCCCUUCGCCGGCCCUGGCCACAACUGCACCACCGGUCAUGGGCACGCCUCCUGCGCCGCCACCCGGUGGUGCCCCUGGCGGGUCGAGCAACCUCAUCAAGAGCUUGUUGGCCAACAAGGUGUCCCGCAACCUUCAGCGGCAGCAGCAAAUGCAGCAGCAGCAGGCGACGGUGGUGGCGACAAGUGCGGAUGCAGAGGCGACACCGGUGACAGCCGGGACACCCGUAUUGGCCAACAGCGCCACACCUACCAGAGCACCCGAACCUGUACGACGAGAGGUGAACCCAGCCUCCGCCGUCAGCUCCCAUCAACCGCAACACCAUCAGCAGCAGCCUGUGGUCACAACACAGUCUUUCAGCUUCAUAUCGACCACAGCGGCGGCGGCGGCGGCUGCCGCCUCGACCGUAACCGCAGUUGCACCCACAGCCCAAACCACUCAGCAGGCAACAACCUGUCUUACGUCUGCGCUUCAAGCCAAGCUCCAGCAGCAGCCACAGUCUUUGUGCCCCAAUUCGGUUCAGCCUCAAACUCACGUACAGAGUCCCGGGACCACUUUGCACAUGCGUGUCCAGCCGCACGUGCAGGUACAGGUUCCAACCGUUCACACACAGCCUCAGAUUCAGGUGCAGGUGCCCACCUCAGCAGCUCAGACGCAGCAUGCACAAGUGCAGGUGCAGGUCCCAACUUCGACAGUCCAGCCACAGCAGGCUCAAGUCCAUGUGCAAGUCCCAACCUCGGCAGCUCAAACUCCACAUGCGCAAAUCCAAGUCCAAGUUCCAACAUCGGUGGCCCACAUGCUGCACGCACAAGUCCAGGCACAAGCCUCAAGCUCGGCGAUUCAGGCGCAACAGAUGCAGGUACAAAACUCGGUGGUUCAAGCACAGCAGGUACAGGUGCAGGUUCCGACCUCAGCAGCUCAGGUGCAGCAAGGUCAAAUCCAGGUGCAAGUUCCAGGCACCACUGUCCAGGCUCCGCCACAGGUUGCAACAGGUGCAAACCAGCUCCCACCUUCAUCUGCACCUGUUCAGAUCCAAGUUCCGACAGUGCAGGCACAGCAACGGCAAAUUCAGGUGCAGGUUCCCACGGCCAUGGUUCAAACACAGCCUCACAUUCAGGUGCAGGUUCCCACUUCAGCAAUUCAGUCGCAGCAGGUUCAGGUGCAAGUCCCAACUUCAACCCUUCAGCAGCAGCAGCAGGUUCAGGUGCAAGUUUCGAGUACAGCACUUCAGCCACAGCAGGUUCAGGUGCAGGUUCCGAAUUCGGCGCUCCAGCCACAGCAGGUUCAGAUGCAGGUUACGACAACACCUGCAAUACAGACACAGUUCCAGCAACAGGUGCAGGUUCACACGGGACCGGUCGUGCAGACUCAAGUUCAGCCACACCAGGUGCAGGUUCAGGUGCCGACCCAAAUCUGCCAGGCGCCGUUGCAGACUCAAGUUCAGACUGCAGCGGGUCCAAUGUUGAUUCAGUCUGCACAGCCAGCUACCAUGGUCCAGGCACCUCCACAGGUUGUGGUAUCCAUGGCGCCAACUGGGCAGGUUCCAGCCUCCAUUUCGGUGCCAGCCGUCUCGGUCCAGACGUCAAUGUCUGUCCAGACGCCUCUACAAGUCACAUUCUCAACGCCAGUUUCAACACCUCUUCUGGCUUCUGCCAUUGCCUCUGCCCAGAGUUCUGCACCAUCAUCAGUGUCUGCGGUCAGCCUGGCGCAGACUUUACCCACGAGCCUGGCCUCAAAUGUGACUUCAAACCUGGCAUCUGGCCUCGCUGCGAAUCAGACUGUGGUGGUUGGAUCCUCUGCGCUGGCGUCGAACCUAAGCACAGGUUCCAACCAGACUGUCGUUAUGGCUCCGAAUUUAGCAACGAACUUGGGUGGGAGCUCUGCGGUGGUUAUGGGUUCGGCACUGCCUUCGAAUCCGGUCAUGGCGCAGGGUACGUCUUUGGCUGCAAGCUUGGCUUCGGGUGGCGGCUUGCCACCGGGGGCCACCAUCGUCAUGGUGCCUAACUCGGCCACGGGCAUCACAACGGGGAUGCUUGUUGUGCGACCGCAAGGGAAGCUGCCGGCUGGUGCUGUUGGUGCAACUCUUCUGGCAAGGAGCCAAGCCGUAGCCAAUGCCAUCAAUGCUGGUGCCAGGGGACCGCUUAUAGUAUCCACCCGACCCAACGGCUUCCAGCGAGACAUCGUCAUGGAGGUAUCGAUGCCUCCUGAGUGCAAGCAAGAACUGCCCCCUUCCACACAGCAGGCAUCUGUGACAAGUGCGGAUCACCCUGUGCACAACCACGUUGGAGAGAAUGGUGCAACCGGCAACUCGACGACCAUGACUACGACAACGACGACGACGACAGCCCACACGUGCGUUGCCAUUCUUCCGAGCACAACCUCCGCUUCUGGAACUGCCACAGAAACAAAACCUGUUGAGAGCAUAGUGUACAAGAGCUCGCCGCUCCUCAAUGGUCUUCUAGAUAAAGGCAAGAUGCCAUUGGCUAUGGAAUCCACGACGCUGCAGAACGGAAGCGCUGAAGACGAGAUGGUGCAGCACACUGAUGGCUCCUCCGCAAUGGUGAUAUCGGAUGAUGGUGGCAUGGCAGUGACCAAUGGGACAGGCACCGUGGAGAAGAUGACAACCUCAUCGGACCUGUCACCGAUCCAGGACAUUGUGGGGUCGGUGGAGAGUGCGUCUAAGGUGAUUUCCCGCACCAGCGUGGAUGCUGCUGUUUCGUCGGCGUUGAAGCGAACGGCAGAGCCAGAUGGCAGCGGCCUAGGUUGUGCAAAGCGGCUCCGGCUGGAAGACUCGAGCGAGGCGACAUUCCAAGUUAGCGACUCAACCGAGAGGCAAUCGUCACCAUCUGCAGCUGCGGUGCCUGCCCCUCAGCAACAGCAGCAGUCCGCAAUUGUGGUGGCACGGACAGAGGCGACCUCAGGAGCGCAGCACGUCAUUGUCCAGCAGGGUGUGAUCCAGCAAAGUGUAAUGCAGCACAGUACAACUCAGCAACAAGGUGGUGUGCUUCAGCACACCUGUGCCCACCAAGCCAUGGUGCAAAAGGUGCCUCAACAGCUGCAGACAUCAGCCUCCUCAGCGACGCCGCAGAUGGUUCGGGUGGUUGCAACCACUUCGUCAGCGGUUCCGCAGCCCAACCUGGUGAAGCUCUUGAGCACCAUGGACUCCUCAAAAACUGUUACCACGGUGGUGGCGACAAACUCUGCGUCAACAACGAGUGUGAUGUCGACCGUGGCGGCAGGGUCGACUCCGGUGUCCACACAGCCCGUGGAAGUGAAACCCAUUGUGACAGCGUCUAAGACUGUAACAGUUGACGUGGAGAAGAAGUCGACUGCGCCGUCCGUAGCUGGUCAUCACCACCUCCACCAUCACCACCACCAUCACAAGGCAGCAAAGUUAGUUUACCAUUGCGAGUGGAAAGGGUGUGAUCGGACAUUCUCAACACCGGGUGCAGUAUUCUACCAUGCCUGCAAGGUGCACAUACCAGAGGCCGACAACGACGUUCACUGUCAGUGGGACUCGUGCGAUGACAUGAAGCGUCGCCGACUCUCGCUGUUCACACACCUCCAGGACCGGCACUGCAAUGAGCAGGUGCUCCAGAUCCAGGCAGUUCGGCGGCAGCAGAUAUCGCAGUUUGGCAAGGCCUCCCUACCACCACCUGCCCAGCCACCCCCACACCCCGGUUAUGCGCCGGACGCCGCUUUGCUCGCUAUCCGGAGGCACGCCCUGGCCUACUACAACCACCGCGAUGCCUCGGAUGAAAAGGAGUCGGCGUUGGCCAAGAGCAUACGGCUCACUUCGGCCCUCAUCAUACGGAAUCUCGCUACCCAUUCAUCGCGAGCAAGACGUUACCUGCGGCGGUACGAGCAGCAGCUGUCGACGGUGGCCAUGUCUCCACUAGAGUCGUCACGGACUAUUGCUCAGUGCUUGCUCGAAAUGUCACGGGUGCCGACGCCGGACUGAAGGAGUUCCAAACGCAAGGUAGAAAACUGAACUCUACAAGCUAUCGCAGCGUCGUGCCACGCCGAAGUGUGCGCGUGAAAUUGCCCCGCUAAUGUGAGACCAGGUGGGUCAUCGUGGCGGGUGCAAAUGUGUGUGUGUGCGUGUGUGUGUGUGGUGGCAGCGAUGGACCUCAAAUCGGCUGGAACGUUGCAAUCGGUGGCUGUCGGCUCCUGCCCUUCUACAAACUUUCGACCUUGUACAGACAGAGAAGGGGCAUGUGAUGCGCGGAACAGUGCCCAGGCGACGCCACGCCGGAGAGGCGGGGAAAAAAAAAAGUUGACAAUGCCUGUCGAAGAAGUGCAUUCGCGUGAUGGAAAGAGCAAGAGAAACUUCCCUACGUGCCUCGAUCAAGCGACGGUGAAAAAGAGUAGAACCCCGUCGCGUCUUGUUUCUUUUUUCUUUUUUUUCUUUCUCUCUUCGCUACCCUUCGUCGUGUAAAGCAUUGUGUGGUGGCAGCAGGACACAGUGGCGUCAUAUCAAACUGUGAAACAGGAAAGGAACACUGUCUCUCAUACCAUCUGUCCGAUUUUUCUUUUAUUUGUUAUCAGAGCAUUUUUCUCUCUUUUUUUUCUCUCUUUUUUUUUCCCUCACAGAAUUUGGUCUGUUUCCAGUUUCAAUCAUGCUUUAUGUACAAGAAAGUGUGAGUGGUCACCGCUUUGUGAGGACAAAAAAAAAAAAAAAAAAAAAAAAAAGGCUCGCAGCCAUGGGACCGACGGAAGCAGGGAGGGAGCAGGCCCUUUCAGAUAUUGUUGCCUACAUAAGAGUCUCGGGGUGCGUGUGUAUAUUGGAAGAUAUAUUCUUUUCAUGGCUUCGCAAGCACUUUUCAUGCAAGUGCGGCCUGUCGACUCUUCACUCGGUCCCACUAUGUCGCCCUCGGUGGUCUGGAGCACGGCUUGUGUGGCCGUUUUUAUUUAAGACUUAUUUAUCUACAUGUAAGGGAGGGACAAAAAAGAAAUGACGUCAUAAUUUCUCAAGCACUGUAUCCUACCAUCUCGUUUGCUCGUCCCGAUGUCCUAUGCUGGUUCGACAUUCUAAACCAUUUUGUUUUUUCUUUUCUUAAAAGCUGCUUACCCCAUUCUUGAAAGUUGUGUCCAAAGUUUGCUUUGCAGGCUGCUUGGCAUGAUCGUGUUCAAUUUUGCGAGGAUGACGCUUGGAAUUUUGUAGAAACACAUGAACAUUUUGUUAAUAUGUUUCCAAUUGGAAAGCUGUAACAUAUUCAAAGGCGCAGUUUUUAAAAGUCGUGCAGAGAGUAGCAUUGCUGUUAGACAGGGCAGUUACAGUGUUUACUUCUUUUUUAUUUAGAUUGUGCCUGCAUAAUUAAGGACCUGAAGAGGAAAAAAAAAUCAAGAUCAACUUUUUCACCCAGCACUUUUGUUGUUCAAACUGCAUUAAAUAACUCGUCUUUUUUUUUUCUAUCUUUCUUC